Molecule: messenger RNA, 5468 nt
Organism: Cervus elaphus (red deer)
Lineage: Eukaryota; Metazoa; Chordata; Mammalia; Artiodactyla; Cervidae
Gene: CPM
Product: carboxypeptidase M
Exons: 9
Coding region: 46-1374 (442 amino acids)
Biological process (GO): proteolysis
Cellular component (GO): cell surface
Molecular function (GO): zinc ion binding; metallocarboxypeptidase activity
Source: RefSeq, a predicted model, not a curated record
GCAAGCGGCUGCAGCCAGGCGGCGGUGUGCGCCUGGGCAGGGAACAUGGACUGCGCCCGCCUCUGGCUAGGGCUGCUGAUGCCUGCGGCAGCUGCCCUGGACUUCAGCUACCACCACCAGCCAGAGAUGGAAGCGUUUCUGAAGAAUAUUGCCCAAAACUACAGUUCUAUCACUCACUUACACAGUAUCGGGAAAUCUGUGCAAGGCAGAAACCUGUGGGUUCUCGUCGUGGGACGCUCUCCAAAGGAACACAGAAUCGGGAUUCCGGAAUUCAAGUACGUGGCAAACAUGCAUGGAGAUGAGGCUGUAGGGCGGGAACUGCUGCUCCAUUUAAUUGAAUAUCUUGUAACCAGAGAUGGAAGAGACCCUGAAAUCACAAAUCUAAUCAACAGUACCCGGAUACACAUCAUGCCCUCAAUGAACCCAGAUGGAUUCGAAGCUGUUGUAAAGCCUGACUGUUUUUACAAUGAGGGCAGGGAUAAUAGUAACUUCUAUGACCUGAAUAGAAAUUUCCCUGAUGCUUUUGAGUUUAAUGAGGUACCAAGGCAGCCUGAGACCGUGGCAGUCAUGAAGUGGCUGAAUACAGAGACCUUUGUCCUCUCUGCAAACCUCCAUGGUGGUGCCCUGGUGGCCAGUUACCCAUUUGAUAAUGGUGUUCCAGCCACUGGAACAUUAUACUCUCGGAGCUUAACCCCUGAUGAUGAUGUUUUUCAAUAUCUUGCAAACACCUAUGCUUCGCGGAAUCCUGACAUGAAAAGGAAUUCAUGUAGAAUUAAAACAGGGUUUUCUAAUGGAAUCAUAAAUGGAUACUCCUGGUAUCCACUGAAAGGUGGAAUGCAAGAUUACAACUACAUCUGGGCCCAGUGUUUUGAAAUUACAUUGGAGCUGUCAUGCUGUAAAUAUCCUCGCAAGGAGAAGCUUCCAGGUUUCUGGAAGGAUAACAGAGACUCUCUGAUUGAAUAUAUAAAACAGGUGCACAUAGGUGUAAAGGGCCGAGUUUUUGAUCAGAAUGAGACUCCAUUAUCCAAUGUAACUGUAGAAGUCCAAGACAGAAAACAUAUCUGCCCCUACAGAACCAACAAAUUUGGAGAGUAUUACCUCCUCCUCCUGCCUGGAUCCUAUGUAAUAGAGGUUACAGUCCCUGGACAUGACCCACAUCUCACAGAGGUGACUAUUCCCCCCAAAUCCCACAACUUCAGUGCUCUCAAAAAGGAUAUUUUACUUCCAUUCAGAGGGCAAUCGGAUCAUAUCUCAGAAUCAAAUCCUUUAUGUCCCAGGAUUCCUCUUUACAGGGAACUGGAAGGCCACUCAGCUGCAACAAAACCCAGUCUGUUCUUAUUUUUAGUGACUCUUUUUCACAUAUUGUUUAAAUAAAGCAAAAUGUGAAACUCAACCCCCAUCACCACCUGGAAUCAGGGAUUAAUCAUCCAGGUUACUGCAACUCUUAACUCCCUCUGUGGGACCUUGACUGGAUAAACUCCAUGAUGCUUCCCUAAGAAGAGAAAUGUUUGUUUGCAAAUCCUGCAAGAGCAAUGUAUGAUGAUAAUGAAAGGAAUGAUUGUCUUAACGUGGACGAUACCUGCCCAUCAAGUACUGCUCACUUACACUUAAUCUUGAAGUGGUCUUAGAAAUUUAUAAGAAGUUAAACUUGAGAAGCUAAAGUUCCUGCAAGGGAAAAAAAUAAAGAACUAAUUUUGUGUACAGACAGCCAUUUGAAUAUAAGCAAUGAAGAUGAAUAUUUAUUGAUUACCUAUUACAUACAUGGGUCGGGAAGAUCCCCUGGAGGAGGAAAUGGCAAUCCACUCCAGUAUUCUUGCCUGAAAAAUCCCAUGGACAGAGGAGCUUGGCGGGGCUACAGUCCAAAGGGUCGCAGAGUCGGACACAGCUGAGUGAGCAUGUAGCAUAUUAUUAAUACAUGCAAGACCUUGCCAUGUGUGCCCUGUGUGAAAAGAUAGUGCCAUAUAUAAUUUUCAGUACAGGGAGAAAUGAUAUAGGACUGGGAAUAUUAAGUUCUGCCAAUGUUCUAAGAAAUGUAAGAGAAAAUAGGCAACCCUGUCCCAGAAGCCCAAGAAAAUACAGAUCUGAUGGGAUGACAAAUUUGUCUACAGAGCCCCCAAAAUAAUAGGUUAAGUAAGGGUCGCUGCCUUUCUGAAACCAGAUGCCACAGACCUCGGUUAUGCUGAUGACCCCCAAAGGCCGGACUUCAGACUCAGGUCUGACUGCCCACUGGACACAUCUACCUGGAUGUGACCCGUAGAUACCUCAAACUCAUCAUGUUGAAAAAUUGUACAUACUUUUCUCCCCAGAGCUGCUUUUCCUCCUGCAUUCUCUCAGUUACUGACAGCACCAAACUAAAAACUUGGAAGUCACCCUUAAUACCUCCUCUUGCUCCUUCAUCCCCUCUAUUCAGUCAGUCACUGACUUUCAUUUACAAUAACAAACAACAAAUAAAGAUUGUUAUCAAAUAACAAUAUGAAAGGAAUCUGAGAGGGUUCAAAUUAUUACUAUUCAAAUUCAAAUAUGAAAUCAUUCCUUUCAUAUGUUAUCAAAUAACAAAGAUUUCAGAUAACAAUAAAGAUUGUUAUUUGUGUUGAUUGAUGCUACAUUCUCUUCAUGGCUACUAACAUCACCAGGUUGAGGCCAUCAUAACCCACCUGCACCACGGCAACAGCUUUCCUGGUCUCUUGCUCCCAGCCUUCUCUUCAAAUGCCACCUCCAUGUAGCUCUAGGGAAAGGGGUCUCUUUCAAACAAUCAGCAAUCACCUAUGAGUAGUUCCUACACACAUAAAUGCCGUGUGUGUUCCCUGUGUCUGCCAGUGCCAUUCUGACCCACUGCAUUUUCUUUCCCACUCCACCUUUAAAACUCAGUUAAGGCUGUCUAUUGGGUGCAGAGUUUCUGUUUAAGGUAAGGAAGUUCUGAAAAUAGUGAUGAUGGUUGUACAACGUUGUAAAGUAUUUAAUACCAUUGAAUUGUAUACUCAAACUGGUUAAAAUGGUAGGUUUUAUGUAUAAGGACAACAACUAUUAUAUAUUAAAAUAAUGCUUCAUAAGGUGCUUUGUGAUAAAGUACAAAGUGAAGGUUUCAAGGCAGACAUGCUAUGUAAAUUACAUCUUUCUUACUUGAUGUGAAACUACAACAGAAAUAAAGACUAGUCUCUUAAGAGUAAACAAGUAAAACUUAAAAGAUCGAUGAUUCCCUUUAAAAAAAAGGAAACUUCAGUUCAGGUUUCAAUUCCCUUGGGAAACCUUUGCUGACCAUUGUCCCAUUUCACGCAAUUUCACUGCACCCCACAGACCCAUCGGUUGAUCUGAGGGCCCUGCCUCUUUGCUCCCCAAAUUACACACAUUACUUCUGUUACGGGACUUACCACACUGUAUUAUGAUCUCCUACUUCCAUGGCGGAUUUUAUCCGGUAGAGUGUGAGGUCUUUGAGACCAAGGUCUACUUGUUUGGAAAAUUUAUUUAUUCUCAAAUCCUAGCACACGGCAAGAACUGAAUAAAUGAACUAAGUGAUCCAGCAAACUGCUAUUCUUAAAACAUUCUAUGUACGAAUUAGGUUAAGGGGGUCGGGUGGUUAUCAAACAGAAAAAUAUAGCAACUGUGGCAAGCAGAUUUCUGAGUGCUGUGUAUUCCUCAUGGAAAGUGAGUUGCUUUAGUUCUUAUUUUAAAUGGAAAGUUCUAUACGAUCUGGAAACAAAAACUAUACCGGACUUGGCACACGCUUGAGACCUACAAAUGAAAGGGAGAUACAUGGGCAUUUAGGAGCUGUUUCUGUGCCAGGCUGAUUCCACAUGUACAAAAUCAUACAUGUUAAAGUAAAAUUUGUAGACUUCUUUUAAAUCUGGUAAUAACCUGAAUAUUUUUAUUUUUAUUUAAAUAAGCAAUAAUUUGUUAUAUGCUUGAAAGUAUAUAUUAAUAUUGCAGAAAAUUAUUUUGGUUUAUUACAUACAUUGAAUCUAUCAAGUUGUAAACAAUUAUCAAGCAGGCAUUUAAGCAUUUUAACUUUUCUAAGAGGGCAAUUUUUGAAGGGACAUGAACCAAGAUCUGAUUUGGUUCUUAAGCCUUAAUGUAACUUUCUCUAAAGGAAAUAAUGUUUGCAAAAUAAGAAAUUUUAUCAAAACCAUUUAGAAAAUUUCCAAAUAUAAACCAAACCUGAAUUUAGUUCAAAGCAGGUUUGAGGUACUUAUUUUGUAGCAACAGCUCUGUCUGUGCUUGAAAGUGAAAUUUGCUGCAAGGAUUUAGUAUAGCAGAAUCCCAGCUACAUGUUCCACUCAUCAAGUGACCUGUUCAAAAGGAGAAACAACCAUGGAAUUCUGACUACAAACCAGAUCCCCACCUUCCCCUGCAUAACACCUUUUCUACUGUUCCCCACCCUCUUAGGCUGGUGGUUAUGCUCCUCAGAAUCUCUAAGUUCAGGUAUAACUCCUUUUAACGAGAAACCAAUAUGGCAAAGAUUUUCAAGAUAGGAGAAAAGAUAGCACAUGCAAAAAAAAUAAAAAUGGUAAUUAGAAGGCAGGAGCCCCAAGAUCCAGCCCACCCAAUGUUCAGCUUCCUUACCUGUAAAAUGUUCCGUUUCUUUGCUUGACUGUGAUUCUAUGAUGAUCAGCCACAGUGGUGUCAGAUGCCACACUCUGGUGCCACUACUGGGUAUUGCCCAGGUGGAAGAAGGAUAGUUAACACUCGAGAGGCAUAAAUAUUUUAAAGGCUGUAUAACUUAUCAAAGACCAAUAAACAGAAUUGGCCUGAAAGCUGAAACACUGGCUAGCUAGAAUGACCAUUUAUAAUAUUUAAGAAAACGUUCAUGAAGUUAGACAGCUUUUUCUCAUGUACCUCCUUAUUAUAAUAUUAACAUGAAUGGAUUUAAAUGGUGGGGAGUGUUUUAGAAAAAAGUCUCUACAGAUUAAGUGUCAGUGUUGAUUUUAGUGCUUAAUUUAUCAAGACUUGAGCUAUUGGUCGCGCAGUCCUAGGGAAUAUAGAAAAAUGAACAUAGCUUAUUGUCUCACUGUAACAGGGAAAGUUGCUUAUUGAGAAAUUUGGUUCUUAUUCUACACAGUUAUAAUACAGUUGAUGCCUAUUUUAUGACUGAUUUAGACUGGGUGGAAGGGGAGAAAAUUAUGGUUCAAGAGAAAAAAGUUCACAGCACCUAAAGUAGAAAUUUGGGGAGACAGUCUAACUUCAUUACAGACUUUUACAUUAUAUCAUUGAUAAGCAGAUAUUGUACUGUAUUGAUCAUAAAUUGUUUUAUCAUACUUUUGCAUAUGAACUACUCCAUAGCCUUUUAUAGAUGUUGCAUAAGAUGAUUUUACAAGUUUUCUCAGCGACUUUCUUUUGUACUAUAAUUAAGAAAUUAAAACAUACAAAUUGUCUAAGACUAUAAAGUCUUGUUGGGUAGGGGCCAUGACUACCUCUGAAUUCAGUAAAAAUCAGAAUAUUUCUGAUUCUCAAUAAAGAAUUAAUAUUCCUAUAAA